CCCAGCCUCAAUUUUUCUCCAGCAUUUGGAAUCUGUUCAUUCCACCAAGACAUCCUUUGGGGUUACUUAUUGUGGGAUUCGGGGUGGGGUGCAGAGGAGGACGCUGCAAAGGCACGGACUACAGGGGGCAAUCUGUGAAGUUGCGCCCCAGGGGUGUCCUGGGCCCCUGGACACGCGGAAGGGGACCACUGCAGUUUUACAGUAAAAUUGUGAUUUCCCACCUUUCAAGAAUUUUCCGAAGAAAUACAGCUCCCAGCUAUAGUGAGGCCCAAGUACUGCCUUGGUCCAGGAUGGCUAGAGAAUCGAAGGAAAGCGCAGCCUUGGACGCCCAGUCUGCAGAGGACCGGACCGGGAUCCUGACCGUGAAGGUGGAGAAGGAGGAAGCCUCCGCCUUGGCUGCUGAGGCGGGCGCCCCAGUCAGCCCAGCUCCGGGCUCCGAGCACUCCCGCCAGCGCUUCCGAGGCUUCCGCUACCCAGAGGCUGAGGGGCCCCGCGAGGCUCUGAGCCGGCUCCGGGAGCUCUGCCGACUGUGGCUGCGGCCUGAGGUGCACACUAAGGAGCAGAUCCUGGAGCUGCUGGUGCUGGAGCAGUUCCUGACCAUCCUGCCGGGGGACCUGCAGAGCUGGGUGCGGAAGCAGCAUCCCGAGAGCGGGGAGGAGGUGGUGGUGCUCUUGGAGUAUUUGGAGAAGCAGUUGGAUGAGCCGAUGCCGCAGGUCCCAGGUGGUGACCAGGGGCAAGAACUGCUCUGUUGCAAGAUGGCAGUGUUGACACCAGCUCAGAGGUCACGAAAUACCCAGUUCCAGCCAAGAAAGGCUCCACUCAAGCAUGAAUCUUUGGGAUCCCAGUCCUUACCAGACAGAGUUCUCCAGGUUCCUAGGCUUGCCUCUGGAGGGCGCUGCAGAGAAGAUGCAGUGGUAGCCACCAGGCUUGCUCCAGAGUCCCAGGGGCUGCUGAAAAUGGAAGAUGUGGCCCUGACCCUCGCUCCUGGAUGGACACAGCUGGAUUCAUCUCAGGUGAACUUCUACAGAGAUGAAAGGCAGGAGAACUAUGGCAGCCUGAUCUCCUUGGGUGGUGCAGUGCAGACGAAGAUCAGGGACCUGCCUCCAGACGAGGACCAUCCAGGACAAGAGUCUGGUCAGAUACCAUGCCACUUGGGUGAAGCCAUUGGCCAGAUUCCUGCACGUGCAGAAGCUGGUGAUCAGGAGGGCAGGUUACAAAGAAAGCAGAAAAGUGCUGCAGGGAAUAGGCGGCAUUACUGUCAUGAAUGUGGAAAGACUUUUGCUCAGAGUUCAGGCCUGACUAAGCACAGGAGAAUCCACACUGGGGAGAAACCCUAUGAAUGCGAGGAGUGUGGCAAGACCUUCAUCGGGAGCUCUGCCCUCGUCAUUCAUCAGAGAGUCCACACUGGAGAGAAACCUUAUGAGUGUGAGGAAUGUGGCAAGGUCUUCAGUCACAGUUCAAACCUUAUCAAACACCAGAGAACUCACACCGGGGAGAAGCCCUACGAGUGUGAUGACUGUGGGAAAACCUUUAGCCAGAGCUGCAGCCUCCUUGAACAUCACAAAAUCCACACUGGGGAGAAGCCAUACCAGUGCAAUGUGUGCGGCAAAGCCUUUAGGCGCAAUUCACAUCUCCUGAGACAUCAGAGGAUCCACGGCAAUAAAAACGUUCAGAAUCCUGACCGUGGAGAGACCUGGGAGAGUCAGGGGAGGAUGGAAAGCCAGUGGGAAAAUGUUGAGGCUCCCGUGUCUUAUAAAUGUAAUGAGUGUGAGAGAAGUUUCACUAGGAAUAGAAGCCUUAUUGAGCAUCAAAAAAUCCACACUGGUGAGAAACCCUAUCAGUGUGAUACAUGUGGAAAAGGCUUCACCCGAACUUCAUACCUUAUUCAACAUCAGAGAAGCCACGUUGGGAAAAAAAUUCUGUCUCCAUGACCCAUGUCUUAUAUGCCAGAGUUGGUGCUCACUCCUCGUUGAACUGAAGCCACCCUGGAACCCUUGCUGACUAGAAAAUUGUGAGCUGGGCUUUAUUUACUCCCACAUGUCAUCAGGUGUUUGUUAGAAAAUAGAGACUGGCUGAGAUGAAUUAUCUUCUACAUCUUAGAAGGUGAUUGAAAAAAGAAAAACAACUUGUUUGAUAGGAGGCUAUGGGAGAGUUGUCUGGAAGAGGUCAGACCUGAAAUGAUUCUCACCUUUUAGGCUUAAUUGGGCUUCUAGACUGGCUAAUUAAUCACCCUCGGCCAGCACUUUGUGACGUCUCCUGGGUGGAUGGCUCUGAUUUGGGGCGCUGCUGCUCUGACUGUUCAUUUUGCCUAUAAUGAAUUCCUCACCAGUUGGUUGGAUCAAUGAUGUCUUAUACCCCCAUUGUGCCUUGCAUACAGGUGCUAUAAACAUUUAUUAAAUAUACCAGUGAAACGAC
Molecule: messenger RNA, 2415 nt
Organism: Balaenoptera acutorostrata (minke whale)
Lineage: Eukaryota; Metazoa; Chordata; Mammalia; Artiodactyla; Balaenopteridae
Gene: ZKSCAN4
Product: zinc finger with KRAB and SCAN domains 4
Exons: 5
Coding region: 291-1931 (546 amino acids)
Biological process (GO): regulation of transcription by RNA polymerase II
Molecular function (GO): DNA-binding transcription factor activity, RNA polymerase II-specific; RNA polymerase II cis-regulatory region sequence-specific DNA binding
Source: RefSeq, a predicted model, not a curated record